This is a messenger RNA of Fusarium verticillioides 7600, 7541 nucleotides long. Its product is annotated as cytokinesis protein. Gene Ontology annotation, molecular function: actin binding; small GTPase binding. The record is from RefSeq and is a predicted model, not a curated record. The coding region runs from base 997 to 6234 and encodes 1745 amino acids. NCBI's taxonomy places the organism in Eukaryota, Fungi, Ascomycota, Sordariomycetes, Hypocreales, Nectriaceae. Gene Ontology annotation, biological process: barbed-end actin filament capping; actin filament bundle assembly; mitotic actomyosin contractile ring assembly. Gene Ontology annotation, cellular component: mating projection tip; cell division site. The transcript is spliced from 3 exons.
AUAUUACGAUAUAACUGUGCUCGCUGAUUUAACUGUAGUGACUUUUACAAUACUGAUUUACUACAUUAUUUAGGUAUUGAGUAUCAAUCUAUAUCUCUCGCUUUGGGCCUUUGUAUGCGUUCUUAACCUGAGAGCUCAAGCGGCGGCUAAGCAAUAUUAGGCCCAUAAUCCCCGUAAACAAAUGAGCCAAUCCGCAUUCCUCUUGAUAGACCCUCGGCUUGGUCCUCAGAUCCCUGAUCAUAGAAGGAUCCAUUUGGAAGCCCGCCAACCCAAGUCAUUCCCAUUUCUGGGUUGGGCUGGCUACUGCGGAUAUUGCUGCUGCUGCUGCUGGUGGUACACUGUGACUGCUACACCACACUGCACGACCUACCUAACUCUCAACGUUAUACGACACCCCGACCCGACUGCAGCUGUGCAGUGACACGCUACGCUCCUUUGUUCGUUCACACCAUUUCGACUUAAUUCGGGUUGCAAUUCAAUUAAUUUUCUUUUAUCCUAUUCUAUUCUGGCACCUCUCAUUGAAACAUUCCGUCUGCAUCAUCUAUCCAAAAGCCACAGCUUAGGCCUUUUCUUUGUCUUUUUACCUUACUUUACCCCCUCCCUAUCUAGACUACGCGGGCUUCUUCACACUCAACCAAACUCCAGACGACCAAGGUUUCAAGUCCGAUCAUAGCGCUUCCGCCGAUUCAACUGACGCUCCGGACCCCGAAUAACUUCACUAUUUUCCUCAACGGCGAUAUCGUGCCCCCGAUGAAGCGAGCGGCCCUGGGCCAGCAUAUCGCCAACUUCACGUGUUCAAUUUGGUAGCCGUUGGCAAAACGCUUCCCCAGGCUCAUCGAAACCCUGGCACCUCCUUUUUUCCCUUACUGUACACCCCGGAUCAACACCAACACAGGUAUUUUCGAAAUACGAUUCGCAAACUAAACACUCCGCUUCGACGACUGUCGCGGCCACGACCGCUCUGUCACACCUACCGCCGUCGCCGUCGCCGUCGCCAUGUCUGACAAGACGAGGCAGUCCUCUGGCGGCCGGUCUUUAUUCUCACGAAGUAAGCACAAAGACAAGCGCUUGACCGAGGAAUCGAGAUACCCCGCAGACGAUGCCGCCAGUUUUCGCUCCUCGCGCCACAAACGAGAGUCGUCUGCCAUCUCGCUGGAUCGCCCAGAAUCUUCUGAUGGCGGUAUCAACCAGAUGGCGGGCGUAAUUACGUCGAUACCCUACGAUGCCGUUGGAGGUGGAUCACGCUCUCCCAUACCUGUCGAGUAUCUGCCCAAGGGCGAGCAGAUGCCAGUGCGCCGUGAACCUCUUCCGCACCACCUAAACAAAAAUGGCCUGGACUUUCACCAAUACCCGAGCUGGGAUGGAACGUCGGCACAGUCUGGUGCUCAUUCCCCAGGGCGACAACCUCUUGGAUAUGGAUAUGGCAAUGUUACUAUGGCUUCAACGGGCCGUCAGACCCAAUAUCAGCAAUGGGGUCCGCCUAGGGGCAGCUCUUCCCACUCGAAUAAUCCUCCCAACCCCCGAUACGACUCAUAUAUGUCAUCUAAUGCUCGGGGCUCGGCUGAUAAUCUGAGCAUUCAGUCAGCUAUGCCCAGUGCCUCUUCCCAAAGCUCUUAUGCUGCUUCUCAGCACUCGAACCGCGAUUCUCACCGAUUUACCAAAUUUCCGUCUGGCCCCCCUCCAGGACAAAGCGAUCCACAGGGUGGUUUCUAUUUCCCUAAACCAGACGACGAUAAUGUGGUCGAGCAGAUGUUCCUCCAACUGAUGCAGAAGCGAGGAUGGCACAAUCUCCCCGAGCAGGCCAGGAGACAGAUGAUGGCCUACCCCGCCCAGAAGAAGUGGACGCUGAUCUAUCAGGAUCGACUUACUGAAUGGCAAGGCGAGCAGAAGCGCCGGCAGACAGCACGCCCGAACCAGUAUACCGCGACUCCCGAUAUCACGACGUACUCCGACGAAGAAGGUACUCCUGAAUGGUAUGUGCGGCGAGUUAUGGAGGAUCGCCUUGACACGAAAGGUAUGGGAAGUUUGGAAGUCAAUUUGCGAACACAACAGAUUGGUUGGGUCAAGAGAUUCGUCGAGUGCCAGGGACAGGUCGCUCUUAUGACCUUGCUGCUUAAGAUCAACCGCAGGACAGCACAGGGGCCAGUCCAGGAUAACACCCGUAUCGACAAGAAUCUCGAUCGCGAAUAUGAUAUUAUCAAAUGUGUAAAGGCGCUCAUGAACAACAAAUUCGGCGCCGACGAUGCCUUGAUUCACCAAAAGGUCAUGGUAGCCCUUGCUAGCUCUCUUAUAUCUCCUCGUCUCACCACACGGAAGCUUGUCAGCGAGAUCAUAACCUUCCUAUGCACCUGGGGAGAGAAUGCCGAAGGUCAUCUGAAGGUCAUUCAGGCGCUGGACGAGGUCAAGACCGCAUCUGGAGAAAAUGGCCGAUUCGAUGCUUGGAUGCGUUUGGUGGAGGUCACCAUUGAUGGUAGGGGCAAGAUGGGAAGUUUGGUCGGUGCCAGCGAAGAAUUGAGGACUGGAGGUAUUGGAAUGGAGAACUUGCUUAUGGAAUACGCCGUUGCGACUCUCAUGCUCGUCAACAUGAUUAUCGAUUCGCCCGAGAGAGAUUUGGAGUUGAGGAUACACAUUCGAGCCCAGUUUACAGCAUGUGGUAUCAAGCGAAUAUUGACGAAGAUGGAGGAGUUCCAAUACGAACUCUUGGACAAACAGAUUGAACGGUUCAGAACAAACGAGGCCAUUGACUAUGAGGAUAUGCUUGAGAGGGAGAAUAGCAGUAUCAAGGACGACGUCGAAGGCGAGGUCAAGGAUCUGACUGAUCCCGUUCAAAUUGCCGAUGCCAUUCAGCAGCGCCUCCAUGGCACCAAGACCAACGACUACUUCAUUUCGGCUCUACAGCAUCUUAUGCUCAUCCGAGCAAAUGAUGGCGAGGAGCGCCUACGCAUGUUCCAGUUGGUUGAUUCCAUGCUUAGCUACGUUGCUAUGGACCGGCGACUGCCGAACAUGGAUCUCAAGCAGAGUCUCAACUUCACGGUCCAAAGUCUCCUUGACAAAUUGCAUACGGACUCAGAAGCCAGGCAAGCCCAGGAUGAGGCUCUUGAAUCGCGACAAAUCGCUGAGGCCGCAAUGGCUGAGCGUGAUGAGACGAAGGCUCAGCUUGAGCUGGGUGCUGAUGGACUGGUUGCCAAAUUACAAAAGCAACUGGACGAGCAAUCUCGAUUCAUUGAUGCUCAAAGAAGACAGGCAGACGGACUCAAAGCUGAAUUGGACAGUAUGCAGACUAUGAGAGCCAAGGAAGCCCAGCGAUACGAGUUGGAAACAAGAGAGCUAUACCUGAUGCUUCGAGAUGCACAGGACGUAGCUGCUUCCAAGGCUAUCAAAAGCGCUGCUGCUGCUAGCGCCAGCAGCAAGGUGGCUGGCCCUGAAGACCCUGCUCGGAUGCAGGGUAUCCUGGAUCGCGAACGCCUCAUGGAGCGGUUACAGAUGCAGAUCGAGCGGCAGAAGACACAAUACAAGCUCGAGGGACGUGUUUGGGGAGAUGCUGUUGGGCCUUCAGACCGUCUUCGAGCCCUGCGCGAGGAGAUGGACGACAGGCCUGGAACACCUCCUGGUGGUGGUACGCCUCCUCGGGACUUCACCAACAGCGUUCUGGGCAGCAUCCACCGCAAUACCAAGAUUCCACGCAAGCCCCUUAAGAGACGUUCUGAUGGCGAGGUGAUCGAUGAGGACGACGAGACUGAAGGCGAGGACGGUGUCAUCUUCGAGAAGCCCAGAAUUGUCGAGAUGAAGCGACCUACGAUAGACCCCAAGCAGCAAGCUGGCUUGCUUGGUGAGAUUGGUUCCAAGGUCAAGAAGUUCGAUGCCAGUGAUUCUGAAGAUGACACCACCGGUCCUUCUCACCCUAGUAUGGAGACUUCAUCACCCAUCACUCCACCAGGUGACAGCGAAACUCCCAAAAUCGAAGUCACUGGUGCUGCUCCUCCGCCUCCGCCGCCACCUCCACCUCCUCCGAUGCCUGGUCAAAUACCCGGAGCUCCGCCGCCGCCUCCUCCGCCUCCACCUCCCCCAAUGCCGGGCCAGCUUCCUGGUGCUCCUCCGCCUCCGCCCCCCUUGCCUGGCAUGCUGAUGCCAGGUGGUGGACCUCCUCCUCCACCACCGCCUCCUUUACCUGGUGCUGGAGGUAUGCCCCCUCCACCACCCCCUCCCCUGCCUGGUGCUAUGUCUGGGCACUUCUUGGCCCGACAACCCGCUUUCGGGGCUGCACCAAGCAUUGGCCUGCCCGUGGUUCGUCCCAAGAAGAAGCUCAAGGCCCUGCAUUGGGAGAAGGUUGAUGCCCCUGAGACCAGUCACUGGGCAGCCCACACACCUUCUGCUGAAGCCCGAGAGGAGAAGUAUCAGGAGCUCAGCAAGAAGGGCAUUCUCGACGAGGUCGAGAAACUGUUCAUGGCUAAGGAGAUCAAGAAGAUUGGUAUAGGAAACUCUUCUAAGAAGGAUGACAAGAAGCAAAUCAUCUCUUCUGAUCUCCGCAAGGCGUAUGAAAUUGCUUUUGCCAAGUUUUCACAGUACUCUGUCGAGAAGAUUGUUCAAAUGAUCAUUCACUGCGAUCCAGAGAUUCUAGACAACGCUGUAGUGAUGGACUUUUUGCAGAAGGAUGACCUCUGUAACAUCCCCGACAACACAGUCAAGCAAAUGGCGCCGUAUAGCAAGGACUGGACUGGACCUGAUGCCAAAUCUCAAGACCGUGAACUUGAUCCCUCGGAGCUGACUCGACAAGAUCAGCUUUACCUCUACACGGCUUUUGAGUUACACCACUACUGGAAAAGUCGAAUGAGGGCCCUUGCUCUUACUAGAAGCUUUGAACAAGAGUACGAAGAGAUUAACGAGAAAAUCCGACAGGUUGUGACAGUAUCGGAGUCGCUACGCGAUUCCGUUUCAUUGAUGAACGUACUUGGCCUUAUUUUGGAUAUUGGUAAUUACAUGAAUGAUGCGAACAAGCAAGCACGUGGUUUCAAGCUCAGCUCUCUUGCAAGAUUGGGUAUGGUCAAGGACGACAAGAACGAGUCAACAUUGGCCGACCUCGUGGAGCGUAUUGUACGGAAUCAGUACCCUGAGUGGGAGACAUUUGCGGAUGAUAUCAACGGAGUCAUGACGGCACAGAAGAUCAACAUUGAGCAACUUCAGGCGGAUGCGAAGAAAUACAUCGACAAUAUUCGAAACAUUCAAAUGUCGCUGGAUUCUGGUAACCUAAGCGACCCCAAGCAGUUCCAUCCCCAGGACCGUGUGAGUCAAAUCGUCCAACGUAUUAUGAAGGAAGCCAGAAGAAAAUCCGAGCAGAUGGAGCUGUACUUGGAAGAGAUGAUGAAGACAUACAAAGAUAUCAUGGUAUUUUACGGCGAGGACCCCGCAGAUGAUGGGGCCCGUCGGGAUUUCUUUGCCAAGUUGGCAUUGUUCGUGGGAGAGUGGAAGAAGUCUCGUGACAAGAACGUGCAGGUGGAAGAGACAAGGAAGCGUAACGAGGCGUCAAUGAAACGGAAGCACACAGCACAACUUAAACUUACCAACGCCAACGCCAACGCCGAGGCGGGACCUACGUCUCCAUCCAAUACCGGCGCUAUGGACUCUCUCCUGGAGAAACUACGUGCAGCUGCGCCGCAAGCUCGGGACCAGAGAGACCGAAGAAGGCGUGCGCGACUCAAGGAUCGUCACCAGGUCCGCGUCGCGUCAGGACAGAAGAUUCCCGACCUCGACGAAAUCCCAGAAGUGGAAGCUGGCCUCAAGAACAAGGAGGAACCCACCGAAGACGAAAGCAAGAUGCUCAGUCCCGGCCUCUCGUCGCCUCGUGAAGGUGAAGACGACGUUGCCGAUAGAGCAGCAGCUCUUCUACAAGGCAUGCGCGGUGGUGAUGGCGCAGAUGACAACGAUCCUGAGAGGAGAGAAACCCUUCGAAAAGCCAGACGGCAAACAGCAGAGGAAGAGAGACGACUACGAAGACGGCGAAGAGAAAGGGCCACUACAAACCAGUCAGAAGAGAACCCCGACGAACAAAAGGAAGAACCCAGGGAAGAGCCAAAGGUAGAAGAAGGAGAGGCAGCCAAAGAGCCGCCGAAGGAAGAAGAAACGCCUAUAGAAGAUGAUGUUCCAACACCUAGAGCAGCGACUACCAGCGACGGUGCCCCAGAAGAAGAGCAAGGGGAAAAGGCACAGGCACAGGCACAGGCACAGGCACAGGCAUAGGCAUAGGCAUGGCAUGGCAUGGUACAGGCACGAGGAUGAGAUGGAUGGGCGGUGUUUGUGAUUCGAGAUGCAUACCAACGGUGUUGGGAACUGUUUAGGAGUGGAAAGAUCGCGUUUGUAUGUAUUGCACGCGCAUACGUAAUGUCUACACCAACACAUACAGUGGAAGAGAGAGUAUUUGAACAAUCUGUGUGUCAUGGUGAUCUUGAUAUUGCAGUACUGGUCGCAAGUGACAGUCAGAUAUAGGUGCCUGUGACCCUUCAUUCUUGACCUUGUAACCCAAACCCUCCUCAGCCACGUUGUUCAUCGUGCGCUGUCUCGAAGUCUCUUCCACCCAAAAUUGCUUCUUCCUAUUAUGAUUCGAGGUUUCCGUCGACUUUCCUUGUCGCCCCCUCCUUGUUCAAUGUUUCGUCGGGGGAACGGCAAAUAGACUGCCGAGGCGGCAGAAACCACCAGUGACAUGACCCAUGAGACCAAUGCAUACUUCUCGAAUCAGAACAGAGCAGUCUUUCAAGACAUGGUAAAGAUAGGCGGCGCGUCCGACUUCGAGUGCCAGAAACGAGAGGAUUGUAAAGAAUCGAACAUGGCCCUGAUAAAUGUCCGGUAAUAUCUCUCGUAAGAAGAAAAUGAAGGUAAGUAUACUAAUGGACCCGGCCGCGAUCAGAAUGAACCACCGAUUUGGGUCAUCAUGAGCUGGCCACAGGGCCAAAAUGUACCACCACCAUUUGCGACGAGGCUUACGGCGAAGAUGGUCACCACGGGCUGGCCAUAAGUACAUAGCAUACCACGACCAGCUGUGACAAGGCCUAUGGUAAGGGUGUUUGCCAGCAGCAGCCCGGGGGGCAGCUUCAAUAACUCUGUUCACAGCCGAUCGACCAUUGUGGUUUUCGCGUCUUGAUCGUAUGAGCUCUUCUGGUGUAGGAGUUGCGGGUCGACAUAUCCAGUUCCACAAAGUGGUGAGGACUAUGUGGAUGGCUGUUAUGCUGAGUACGACACUUUCGAAAGAAGACAAGAAUGGCGCAAGGAUAGCCAUGGCGAGACCGUUGCAUGUAUUCUGCGAAAGCUUGUGCUGGCUCGUGAAAAUGGAGGAGUUUGUGGUAAACGUUGAAAUAGGCACAGCCUUGAGAUGGUCGAAGUUAAGCCCUGAACAUGUAUUGACGAGGCGAACAAUGCGACAGAAGAACGGGAAGGAGGGCUAAGAAUGCAUUACACAUGCAAGAUACUGCAAACUUUGAUGUUCCACAUAAUUAUUAUACCUCCGCGCUCGUUUGGCAGGAGAACCAAUCCACCUAAACGCCAAUCCAGUU